This is a messenger RNA of Anolis carolinensis (green anole), 5698 nucleotides long. RefSeq names its product chromosome 4 C18orf63 homolog (gene c4h18orf63). NCBI's taxonomy places the organism in Eukaryota, Metazoa, Chordata, Lepidosauria, Squamata, Anolidae. The record is from RefSeq and is a predicted model, not a curated record. The transcript is spliced from 12 exons. Bases 3549 to 5438 code for a protein of 629 amino acids.
UUUAAUAUGUGGCCUCACUGAAUAUCUUGGCUCAAUUUUUUUCCAAUAAACGAAAGUUAAGUACAGAUUGGUUAUGUAUUCACAUUUUGUUACAAAUUUUUAGUCCCAGACAGAAAGGGAGGUCAACAUCACUCACGAUGGGGAGAGAGCCCCGAAAGUCAAAAUUGUCUUUAUUGACAUGGACAGGAGAGCAAUUUCAACUUACUAUUAUUAUGGGACAACAUAGUGCAGGAAGCCCCCAAGUUACGAACAAGAUUGGUUCUGUAGAUUUGUUCUUAAGUUGGAAUGUGUAUGUAAGUCAGAAGAGGUACAUUUUUAAGUGUAACACUCUCUCUCACUCUCUCUCUCUUUCUCUCUUUCUGCUUUGAUUAGUAUAGGGAAGGAUUAACAGCCCCAUGGUGUUUAUUUUACUGUCUGUGUCCCUGUUCAGAAGAUUUUAACUCACUUUCUGUCUCUGUGAUCAUUAGGUUUUGACAAAUAUGGCUUAUGAAAACAAUGAUUGGUGAUAAAGCUUCAGUGGAGACACUUUUCCCCAAUGAUAACUCUUUCAGGGGUAGAUUUCUCUCACUUCCUGUUGUCUCACCUCUGUUCUUAACUGUGAGUCUCCUUGCUUCCAGAAGAUCUGAAUGAGAGAAACCAAGUAGCACAGUGCUGGUGAGGCAUUUAAAGAGGGAGAGCAUGAUAACUUGGUAGUCUGAUGAUGUGGAUGACAUCUAUCCUUCGCUGUGAAAGAAGAAAAAUCUGUUCCUCAUGAUUACUUUCAGGGUCUGUGUGAAUGGUGAUGAGGGAGACAAAAUCUCAGAAUUGGUUAAGCUAUAGUUCAAGGAAGAGGAGAAGAACAUAUUUGAAUGCCUUUGACUCCCUUUUCUUCAUAUCUGACGCUUUGUGGAGAGCAGCUUGGCAAUUUGGCAAAAUUAUGUUAGAAGAAUUUGUGUAAUGGUACCUUUAUCCUACUUACUUGCUAUUUGUUGGUAUUAGCAUACUUCUGGGUCAAUAUCCACGGUUCUGUUAUUUGUCAUUCCAAUAGUCUGGUUUGUUCCCUUCUAUUUCUCUAUGUCCUGAAGCAAUACAGUUUAGAACUGGCUUUCUGUAGUCCAUUGAGAACCUUGAAGUAAUGCCAUGUAAUGAAGAAGAGUGCCAUUCCUUUUGUAGUGUAAUUAUUGGAGUGUGACUUUAUUAAAUUGUGGAAGAUGUAUAUCAUAUAGUUCAAGUGUUGACUUGUACUAUGCCAUGUGCUAUUGCAUUUAGAUCUUUUCAAAGCCAAGUAAAAAUGUCAAUUUCAGUUACUCUUCAAAAAUAGAGCAAUAAUGCUUGAUCUUAAACAUAAUUAUAAAUACAAUUACCUUGAAUUAUAAUGGUAAUCUAAUCCUUAAUCCAUGCAUCCAGUAAGGAAUUUUGUUUUAUCCAGUAGUAUACUGGCUCUGGCUUUUAUCAGCACGAAAUGUAUCAGCUGCCUACGGGGAAGGUCCCAAACUCACAAGGGACUUCACUACUAUGCUGUAAUAAACAUAGUGUCUCCCAUCUUUUCAUGUGUUUUGGAGCACUGUGAAGACAAGACAGUUUGUUCCAUUUCCAGGAAUAGAUAUUGGUCAUGAAACAAAACAAACAAUGGAUCCAUUCCAGAGAGAUAGUAUAUCCACUCUUGACCCCUCUUGCAUCAACUCUGAGUUGAAUGUUGAAGUGACAGAGAUUCAUUACCGUCAGUACUUGUUGUGACUGCGCCUUCGGGGAUUAUGGUUGAUGGUGAUGGAAUUCGAAGAGGAAGAAAAAACCCUCGUGAUGAGGGUUCACUGGAGGAGUUGCGCAGGAAGCGACUUAGAGAGCUAUAUGGGGGAUCUUCUGAGGAAGAUUCAGAUGGGGAGAUGGAUGCUGAGGAACAGGUGGUGGCUGGGGAAGCGGGCACUGAAUGGGCACAGCCACCGGAGAUGUCUGGGGAUUUGGGGUCUAUGGAUACUUCUGAACCUGGGGUUUCUGCAGGAGCUGAUCCCAAUUGGGAUGCUUGGAGAAGGGAGGAUGGUUCUUUAAGUGUUCAUGGGGCUAAGUGUGGGCAGGAUGAUUGGGACUCCGACGAAUUGCUAGGUACUCCAGAUCCACGAGCUCUAGCUGUGUGGAGUUCAGACUCUGAGUAGAUUUGGGACACCUGGUGUUUGGGUGUGAGUGUUUGGUCACCCAGGAGGAAGGGGAAUAAAAUGGGAAUGUUUGGCCACUGCACUUUGCAUGUGGCAAGGUGUUGAUGAGGCGCCAUUGGGAUCUCUGCGCUUUCGUGAAGACUGGACUUGGACUGUGAUUCGGAUCUGCUGAUACCAUCUUUGUGCCUUUUCGUGGACCUGGUUUGGAUAACUGCACCCUCUUCGGACUCUGGAUUGGUAUUUGACCUGGCUUCUGUCUUCGCCCUCUGACUGACUACUUCUCCCGGUUUCUGACUACUGGUUUGUCUUUUGGAAUUUCUGCUGCCUCCUGACCUGACCUUGGAUUCUUCUGACGACGGCUAUUCAUCAUCCCUUUGAGGCUCUCGGCUUAAUUGCACCGUGGAAGCAGUUUUACUGCUUUUCUAGUUUGUUUAUUUUCCAGCAAUUAACUCUAUUUGUUUUCCAAAGCUGAAUUGAAGCAUUAUUUAGUUUUUUAUUGAAUGCCAGCAUGGGAAAUUAGCGUGGCUCGUUUUUGAGUUACUAUUGUCCAAUCUACUCUCGAAACACUGAUAAGUGAAGUGUUUCAAGGAUAUUUCCUGUGUUUAUGUUAUUUUUUGGCUUAUCUUCGGAAUAAACUCUGUUUUGUAACUGGCGUCUGACUCUUGACAGUACUCCCAUGCAAAUAAUGGCCCUUCUACAGUGCCAGAAAUCUUGGGAGGAACUGAGUUAUUUUAACCCAGUUUUGAGAUUUUGCCCCCAAACUCCAGGCUUUUUCUUGGGGGGUGGCUACAUGCCAUCCCAGGCCAUCCAAAAGUUGACCCAGGAGGGCAUCCAGCCACCCCAAGCCUCUCAUUUCCCCUCCUCCACUCUACCUCCUGAUGCAUCAUAUUGGGGGUCUGUGGGGAGGGAGUUUGCACCAUCCCACUCCUUUGGGCUCCAGGAGCCUGAAGAACCAGGAUGGCUGUGGGGACUGACCAACUGGGACUGCAGAAACAGUCCCAGGAGUCAUUCCCCACAGACCUGGUACCUGCAAAGGUCCAGACUUUAGCUUAAGGUCUGGAUCUUUGCAGGUGUCCAAUUAAUCCAGAGAAAACUGGAUCAUUCCAGUUUUCUUCAGAUCAAUCUGGAUUUACCUGAGGCGUCGUUAGAGUAACUAUUUAAGAAUGGAUAGUAAAAUCAGACUGGACUUAUCUCCUCUGUAGCAAUGGAUCUUCUAGCUGGCCCCAAUCAAAUAGCAGCAGAUUAGCCGAACAGAUGCUGUUACAAUUUAGUCUCCGUAAAACAUAACAUUAUUUUCAUUUGAAUGUAUGUUAUUGGAAGAUUCCAUGUCAUUUUUUUUUUUGCUUUGCUUGUUUUAGAUAUCCUUUUACAAGUCAGGAAAAUGUCAAGCUUACAUAGAGAAACAUGGAGCUACAGUAAAUGGCAGUGCCAGAGAGAGUUAUCCCAGCUAUCUUUCAGACCUGUCUUUCUUAUACACUUAUAGCCAAACUUGCUCCUAAAUGGAACCAAGCUGGUCAUCUCUUGAUACAAGGGAAAGAUUUUCUAUCACAACACGGAAAGCAAAAUGCAAUUGUUAUGGACAUCAAUGUAUUAGAAACUCAGCUCUGCAUUAGUGUGGAAGUUUCUACAAUCCGGCUACCUCCAGCUAAGCUAGAAGAUUUUGAUAUUUCAACAAACAUCAUAAAGAAAUUUGACAGUGAUGGUAGUGCAGUCAUUCAAAGCUGUUCUAUUUUAAGUAACUGGUGUUAUGUAUUGCCAAGUAUGAAAAUGGGUCAGAUCAUAAACAUCAGUCAUUUUAUUCCAUCUGAUUCUCCUUUUCAAUCAUACAAUGAGUUGCAGUUGCAUUGGAAAAAUCUGUACGGCUAUAGCCUACCAAAGGAUUCCCAGAAGUAUUGCAACAUUUACUUCAAAUUCAUAGGAGAGCAACUCUUCACAUAUCCUAUGAGUUGCAUCCGAAGUCAACCAGUCCAGUACUUUCCCAGAAUAAAUUUGGAUGGUGUUUUAGAUGCUUUUAUUACUGAUGUGAAGACUAUUAUUCAUACAUGUGGGUUUCCCCUUAAGAUGACAAAUAAAGCACUAUAUGCCACAAAAGAACUUACACAAGCAUCUGCUCAGGAAAUAAACUCUAAACCAGCUAAUCUUACUGAAAAAAGAAACUGCAAGUUAACUCUGACCCAAGGAAUUUCCCCAAAAUGUAUGUUCAGCCCUUUAACCUGUACUAUAGAAAACAGCCACAAGAUGGAGCUUGAAGCCAAGCUGCCAAAUACAGGUAUCUUUUCUAAUCUCAAUUUGCUGAGAAAAGAUGCGAAUCCUGGGGGAGUGGAGAGGAAAGUCUUUAGCAAGGAAGAGUGGAAAACUUCCAAAGAAUCUGCAUCCAUGCUGAACUCAGAAGAUUCUUUUAGAAUCUCAAAUCGUUUUACAAGUGAAAAUACCACUAAAAUCAUACCAAUUUUCAAAGGAAAACUGUUGCAGAUGGAUAGGCAAACCGCAAACGCCAUCAAUGGAAAGAAAAAGCAGAACAUUUCACAAUAUUCAGCAAAAGUAAUGAAAGUUAGCACAGCUGCUAAAUCAGCUGUAUUCAAGUCAAGUCAAGUCCAACUUGACAAAUUAUUACAAGACACUUCAUUAAGUAAUAUUGCACACAGAAGUGUUGUUCAGAUACAGAAUGGAAAAAACAAUGUAAAGUCUGCUAAACCGAACUUAAUAGAAAAAAAUGAGAAUGGUGUACUUCUAUCAAAUGGUGCUUCAACUAACAGAAUCAUUGGGGGUAAUAAUUCAAGUACAAUCAAACCCAAAAGAUUAAAUCCAUCUUUGACAUCUACUAGCUAUCAAUCAGCACAUCCCGCACCGGCUGUCCAACAACAUUUGAAUAAACCUGCAGAUCUCAGCAUAGGAAAUAAUGCCCUGACCAAUUGUUCACAAAAAACCCAUCUCUAUGUAGCUCGCUCAAAUGUGGAUGAAACAAAAUCCACCAUAACUUGGAGUCAAACACAAAGUUCAGCUGAAGAAGCAAAACUGAAUGUGUGCAGAUCAAACAGUUCAGUGCACAAGAGGGCAAAGAAAAGUGGAGAAAAAAAAGAAAUGAUGCUAAAAUCAAAUGAGUAUUGUGAAAACUGGAAUCCAUGCCCAAUUUACUCAAAGUCCGAAAAGUGUUUGACGUCUGUGCCAAAUAAAAGCAACAGAAGACACCAGGAAGAUGGUGUAAGUUAUUCAAAGUCCAAGAAACCAAGAAUCAAUAAACCACCAAACUCAAAAAAGGAGCUGCUCAGAACACAGAAGAUCUUUUGGGCCUCUGUCCCAGAACAGUAGUAGUUAUUUUGGUUGUUUUAAUCAGCUUUUAAAUAUAUGUUUGUCUAUAAAUGAUAAACAUUGCUAGUGUACCUUUAUGACAGUGUGAAAUUGCAAAAGAAUAAGACAAUACAUAUAUUGGACUUAUUUUCUGUUGUUGAAAGCAUGUACAAACUUCUGGGAUGUAACCCAAAAUUUUAUUUUACUUAGAAAAUGUUGAAUAUGUUAUCUAGUUGAUUUGACCUGUUUGUUUAAUAAAGUUUGUUUCUGCUUAAAAAUUC